Cryptotermes secundus is the source of this 3068-nucleotide messenger RNA. RefSeq names its product beta-1-syntrophin (gene Syn1). The transcript has 7 exons. Gene Ontology annotation, cellular component: dystrophin-associated glycoprotein complex; intracellular anatomical structure. Bases 561 to 2108 code for a protein of 515 amino acids. The record is from RefSeq and is a predicted model, not a curated record. NCBI's taxonomy places the organism in Eukaryota, Metazoa, Arthropoda, Insecta, Blattodea, Kalotermitidae. Gene Ontology annotation, molecular function: structural molecule activity; protein binding.
GCCACUUUUAGAUUUCAUCUGUGGUACCGUUGGUGAUAAUAGGCCAUGUACUUUGGGUCUCUACUCUGUGAUUCCGUGUCGGCAACAUUUGGAACGAAUCCGUCGACAGGAACUUUUGAAUGCGUGUGGUGUAAAGAAAACUAGUUUUUAAUAACUUGUGCUGUGAAGUUUAUAGUAGGUGCAGUACGUAUUAAUAAUCCACGAUCGAAGUAUUUUUGGGAAUUCUCAUAAAGUUGGAAUAACUGUCACAACAAGAAUGUUGUCUUUGAAAUGUUGAUUGGUGACAACUUGGCUGCCAAAUCCACAUCACUGAAGAAGGAAGUUGCAUGGGGAAUGUGAAUAGUUUUUAAAUGCCAGUAGGUAUUACUUUCAGCCUGUCCAUUAGUGUAGUAAGUCAUACAUAUAAAUCAAGUAAAUUUUAUUUCCACGUUACUGAAGUGACAUUAGAUUUUUUUAAGACAUAGAUCAUGUUAAUGGAGUGAUAUUAGCAAAGCAAAUUUUUUUUGCAUUGGUGAUAUAUUUUUGCAUAUUUUUUUGAGAAGUGACCCAGAAUCAUAUCAAUGGUGGACAUGGCUGGAGUUGGAUAUGGGCGUUCGGGAGUGUUAGAGACGCAUGUAAGAGGUCAAUGGUAUCGAGUGUUUGUGACAUUGGAAGAUGAUUACCUGAGCAUAAGUUUAGAUGAGAGUUAUGAGAACUCUACAACGCUCAAUGGGAGUUUGAAUAACAAUAACAACAACAACAAUAAUGUUGAUUCUGGUACAGGACUCAUGGACGCUGUUGAUGUGCCAGAGUCAGUUGCUAAUCAAAAAAGACGUGUGAGAGUGGUCAAGUCUGACAACAAUGGUUUAGGGAUAUCAAUUAAGGGUGGGAAAGAAAACAAAAUGCCCAUCCUCAUAUCAAAAAUAUUUAAAGGAAUGGCAGCAGAUCAGACUGAACAGCUUUAUGUGGGUGAUGCCAUUCUCUCUGUGAAUGGUGAAGAUUUGAGAGAUGCCACACACGAUGAAGCAGUAAAAGCAUUGAAGAGAGCUGGAAAAGUUGUUGAAUUGGAAGUGGUGACUUCGUUCUAUGUUACAGUCAAGUACCUUCGAGAAGUGACACCGUAUUUCCGUAAGGCGAGUAUCAUCUCAGAAGUUGGAUGGGAACUCCAAAGGGGGUUCUUGUCCGGAGCUCCCCCGAGUCCGCACUCGCCCCAGCGAGCCGACACACGUUAUCUGCCCCUCCAACUCUGCUACCUCGUAAGAAAUUACAGACACACCGAUCCAGAAAGUCGAACGCUGGAGCUGCAUUCGCCAGAUGGAGUACACAGCUGUGUACUGCGAGCUUCAGACCCCAAUGAAGCGACCGCCUGGUUCAACACCCUACAUUCGGCACUGAAUGUGUUAACCACGCAGGCAUUGCAGGAAGCGAACAGAGCGCUGGGAGCUGUUCUCGGGGAGCUGCAGCACAUAGGCUGGCUGGCACGGAAGUCUGCCUCCACGGAGAGUGGGCGGGUGAAUUCAGAAAGCAGCGAUGAUCCUGAACGUUGGCAGUCAGUUUUUGCAGCCGUUACAGAGAGAGAGUUAAGAUUAUAUGAAUCUGCACCUUGGAGCCCAGAAGCUUGGAGUGCCCCUGUUGACACAUGUCCCCUUCUGUCCACAAGAUUGGUGAGCUCAAGCCGACAGACAGACAUGAUAACUUUCAGUGUACGCUGUGGAAUGCCUGAAGGAGUUGUAACUCACCAUCUGCGUGCUGAGACACACCGUGACCUUGCAAACUGGGCACGAGCUCUAGUACAGGGUAGUCACAACUGUGCCCAAACCCAGCGGGAACUUGUCUGCCGCUGCUUAUGGCAGGGACAACCAGCGCAGCUGAUACUCCAUUAUGAAAAUGGAUUUACACUGAUGGAGGUACUGAACACCUUAACAAGGCGUGAACCUAGAACUCUGUGGAAGUUCCCAUUUGAACGGUUGCGAAUGUCUGCUGAUGAUGGCGCCCGAUUACUCUGGCUUGACUUUGGUGGUGAAGAAGGAGAGAUGGAACUGGACUUGGAAAGCUGUCCAAAACCUCUGGUGUUUAUCCUGCACAAUUUUUUGUCAGCCAAGAUCCAUCGCCUGGGCUUGUAUGCAUAAUGCAGCUUUAUAACUGCACAGUGUCCUUUCAGUGAGUAGAGAAUCAUACAGACACAUUUCUACUCACAUUCUGAAAAAAUGUAACAUUUUUUAAACUGAAUCUGGGGAGUUCGAUCCAUUAGAAAGAGCUAGUUUCUUGAGAGUAGGUCUGUCUGUUGCAACCAAUGGAGCUCUUCAUAAUGGAGUGAACUGCACAGGUGCCUCGUGACCUUUUCACAUGAGAAUGGAAACAGAUUCCGUUUCCAAAUGUUGUGUUUCUUUGGAAUACUAUGAUUGUUGAAGUCAAAACACAGUAAUCCCAGGACACAGUUCUGAUUUGGUAACACCACUGUUUUGGGGGUCUCAAGAGUUGCAGCAAUAUUAUCUUAAUUUGCUGCAGAGUAUGAUAACAUGUCAUAUUAAUUGCAAAAAAAAAAAGGGUUUUAAAACUAUGGACUAAUUAAUCCAUUUGUUCAAAAUUCAUGGGUUUCCUUACUUUGUCACGAAGAUUCAGAAUCUUCCUCGAAGAUAAAUACUGAGAAAACUAAAAUGAUGGCUUUUACAGAAUGCAAGCAAUUAAAAGCAAGAAAUGCAUUUAUGAUUAGGAUACUGGACCAAAUUAAUACUUUUAAUUAUUUGGGAUAGAAUGAGAAAAGGGUUUGAAUGCAAAAAUAGUAAAUAUUUUAAAAAUAUUAGGAAUUGUAUGUCAGAUUUUCAAACCAUCAGUGGUUUCUAGACACGCAAGAAUACAAAUUUAAAGACCCAUUUAGAUAAACAUUAUCAUAUGGUGGUGAAUAAUGGUCAGUAAGCUAUUGGCAGAAAUGCAUUUCACAAGGAGGAUAGCUGGAUGUACAGUGCUGGACCAUGAAAGAAAUGCCAUCCCCUAACUCACAUAAUAAUGGCAAUAGAAUUUGAGGUUCUCACAGUCAUGGUUAGCAAGGCUCAUAUCUUCGGGGAUAUAACACCAUGUAAAGGUAAAGU